This is a messenger RNA of Habropoda laboriosa, 6033 nucleotides long. RefSeq lists its product as uncharacterized. The record is from RefSeq and is a predicted model, not a curated record. Gene Ontology annotation, molecular function: actin binding; structural molecule activity. The transcript is spliced from 15 exons. The coding region runs from base 172 to 5997 and encodes 1941 amino acids. Lineage: Eukaryota; Metazoa; Arthropoda; Insecta; Hymenoptera; Apidae. Gene Ontology annotation, cellular component: cytoskeleton; plasma membrane.
UAUUGACUCGCGCGUAAGAACAUUGAAAGCAGUCCCGUAUUCUCUGUGCUUACGGUUUGAAUUAAAUGGUGUGUGAUUAUCGCGGAUAUUCUCUAACCGAGCUGGAUUUUCCAUGAACUGUAACCGUUCGUCGAGCACAGAAUUUGGAAAUAUCAAGCACAGGGCUGAAAUAUGCCGGAGGAACAGAAGUCCGCUGGUGGUCCACCAGAAGUAACGGCAGAGAAUGGAACCGGAACGAACUCGCCAACCAAAAGUCCAGUGAGCAAAGGGAAAACAGCUAUUGCGAGAAUCACUCUUCUCGAUGGAACUGUCAAAGACUUCCACAUAGAUAGGAAGGCAAAGGGACAGGAAUUACUCGAUAUGAUAUGUCAGAGUAUGAAUUUAAUGGAGAAAGAUUAUUUCGGUCUUAUCUAUGAGGACAGACAUGAUGCGCGAAACUGGUUGGAUUUGGACAAAAGAAUUGCGAAACUUGUGAAAAAUGAACCAUGGAAAUUUAAUUUUGAGGUGAAGUUCUAUCCACCGGACCCAGCUCAAUUACAAGAAGAUAUAACUCGUUAUCAACUAUGUCUUCAGAUUAGAAACGAUAUCAUCACAGGGCGAUUACCGUGUUCAUUUGUAACACAUGCUCUUCUAGGUUCAUAUUUAGUUCAAUCAGAAGUUGGAGAUUACGAUCCGGAGGAGCAUGGACGUACAUAUUUAAAGGAUUUUAAAUUUGCCCCCAAUCAAACCCCAGAGUUAGUGGAAAAAGUAAUGGAUCUGCAUAAAACACAUAAAGGUCAAACCCCCGCAGAAGCAGAGCUCCAUUAUCUCGAAAAUGCGAAAAAAUUAGCAAUGUAUGGGGUUGAUCUCCACCCUGCUAAAGACUCCGAAGGCGUCGAUAUAAUGUUAGGUGUAUGUUCAUCGGGCCUUCUUGUCUAUAGGGAUCGAUUAAGAAUCAAUAGGUUCGCCUGGCCAAAAAUAUUGAAAAUCUCGUAUAAAAGGCAUAACUUUUAUAUAAAGAUAAGACCAGGUGAAUUCGAGCAGUUUGAAUCUACUAUUGGGUUUAAACUGGCGAAUCAUAGGGCUGCAAAGAAAUUGUGGAAAGUGUGCGUGGAACACCAUACUUUCUUCAGGCUCAUGAGUCCUGAGCCUGUAAAGAAAGUGGGUCUGAUACCGCACUUGGGUUCUCGCUUCCGAUACUCAGGAAGAACUCAUUACGAGACGAAAAAAACUCCCAUAGAUAGACAACCACCACAAUUUGAAAGAUCUUUAAGCGGCCGUCGUCCUACAUCUCGCAGCAUGGAUGCGUUAGGUGGUCCGAAACAAGUCGAAUCUUACGGUUCAGAACCAAGUAAGAGACAUACAAUGAGUUAUGAACCCGAAAUGAUUCCUGACAUGGAGCACAUAGAUCAACGGCCUAGUCCAAUUAAAAAACAAAAGGAAAAGCUCACACGCAAAACAAGUGCUGGAACAACAUCAGCUAGCAGUACCAGUAGCCUGGAAGGAGAAUAUGAUGCAGAUCGUGGCAAAAAGAAACCGGUCGGAGGAAUUGCGGUCCUACCGCCCGGUGGUCUCUCUAAGAAGAAAAAGGAUAAGCAAAACGAAAACGAAAAGGAAAAUCAUAAUGAUCUCAACAACUCUGAUUUGAUAAAUGAAAGUGCUCUUCUUGACAACAGCGACUUAAAGUCACCGAGUAAAAAAGAAUUGAAAAAGAAAGAUAAGGAAACGCCAGAGAAAAGAGAUAAAGAAAAGAAAGAAAAAGUGAAGACUCCAGUUGGUGGCUUCCUAUUUGGCAAGAAGGAAAAGGAACCAAAGCAAAAGAAGCAGAAAAAGAAUAAAGAAUUGGAAGAAUCAAUGGACAAAAGUGAUACAGAGUCGAAUCUAUCUGUAUCAGAGAAGCAAGCAAAACCCUUGACUGAAAAACAAACUAUUGAAAAAUCACAAACUACUCCAGAAUCUAUAAAACUCCCUAGCUACACGAAGCCUUAUCAUUACGAAGAAACGGAAACUUCUCCAACCAGAAAACCUUUCACGCCCCAUGGAUUUUCAUACGAAGACAGACCAGCAUCGCCUGAAAUUCAAAAUCAACAGUCACCAACUGCAGCAAGUCGGAAAGCCACCGGCUUAGCCUUUAACUAUGCGCCAGGUGAAGAGAGAAAAGUUGCAGAGUCAGCAGAGAAAAGAAAAACCAAAGAAGCAGAUUCCAAGCCCCCGUCGGGAUUAAAUACUCCCGGUCUCAAUUAUGUGGAAUCUGCAGGAUUAAAGGAACAGCAAAAAGCUACAUCCAAACCAGAGAUUGAUAAAAAUGCGUCAACAGUUCUCAUUGCUGCUGAAGGUGCUAAUUGUCAACCGGUUGUCACAACCUCCAAACCAGAGUAUCACAUUUUGCCACUCCCGAAUCGUUCUAUAAUUAUUGGAGGUGUUAUUUAUACCAAAGAUGGCAAAUUAUUAGAUCAGCAUAAUCUUGGACCGGAUAAUAGCCAGAUAUUAAAUGGAAUAAUUUGUGGAAAGGAUGGAGAUCCAAUUAAAAAAUCUGAAUUUGGCCCACCUGGAAUUUAUAUCAAUAACGGCACAAUUACGACUAAGGAUGGUACACCCGUGAACCAAGAAAUCUUAGGGGUGGAAAAAAAUUCCAUCAAAAAUGGUAUGGUAUAUGAUUCUAAUGGACAAAUACUCGACCAACACUUACUGGGACUAGAACAUACAUUAGUCAAAGAUGGUAAAAUUGUGGGAAAAAAUGGAAAAGCAGUACAAUAUAACAAGUUAGGUAAUGAUGGGACUUACGUAAAAGAAGGUCUUAUAUUUACAUCCGACUCUAAACCACUUACGCAAGGAUCGUAUGGUGUAAAUGAAAACUACGUUGUCGCAGGAGUAGUAUGUAACGAAAAUGGAAAACCCGUAAAUCAAUUUGUACUAAUACCUGACGAAACUUACAUAUGCGAUGGUUUAAUUUAUGGACCAAAUGGAAAUGUAAUUUCAAAUGGUAUUUUAGGCCAUGAGGGACACUAUAUAGCAGACGGAAAAAUUUAUUCCAAAAAUGGUAAACCAGUAAAACAUGAAUCUUUCAGUUCAGAUGGAUCUGUUAUAAAAGAUGGUAUAAUUUAUUCGAAGGAUGGAAAAUUCUUGAAUCAAGGUUCUUUGCUUCCUUGUGGUGCUCAUUUGAAAGAUGGAAAAAUUGUUGGUAAAGAUGGAAAAGCUAUUAAACAUGCAUUUUACAAACCUGAUGGUAGUUUUGUAAAAGAUGGUAUGAUAUUCGGUAAAGAAGGCAGACUUUUAAGUCAAAUCCCUCUAAUAGAUGAUGGAAGCUAUAUUAAAGAAGGGAUUAUAUAUAAUGAACACAAUAGACCAUUAUCGCAAAGUCUUUUUAAACCGGAUAAUAUUGUAAUUAAGGAUGGUAUAAUUUAUGAUGAGAAUGGUGUAACGUUUUCAGACGCUUUCCUUGGGCCAGAUGGUGUCACAGUAAAAGAUGGAAUAAUACUUGGAAAAGAUGGAAAACCUCUUAAACAAGAAUCUUUUGGUUCGAACGGAAGUUACAUAAAGAAGGGUAUUAUUCAUUCAAAGAGCGGGAAACCCCUCAAUCAGGAUUCUUUAAUACCUGAAGGAGCAUCUAUUAAUGAUGGUAAAUUAUAUACUAAAGAAGGAAAGCUGCUCAAAUUUUCAUUUUUCAAACCAGAUGGAAGUUGUGUUAAAGAUGGUAUUGUGUAUGGCAAAGAUGGCAAACCCUUAAACCUCUGUUCAGCACUUCCAGAAGACAGCUUCAUUGCAAAUGGUAUAAUCUUUGAUUAUCACGGUAGGCCUUUAACUUUAAACAUGUUUGGAUCUGAUGGUUCGUAUGUUGCCGGUGGCAUAAUUCAUAAUAAGAAUGGCAGGAUAAUUUCGGAAGGUGUCUUUGGACCUGAUGGUAAUAUUAUUAAAAACGGAUUGAUUAUUGGCAGAGAUGGAAAACCAUUGACUCAAGAUGAUAAAGGACCAGAUAAUUUAGCGGUGAAAGAUGGAAAAAUUGUUGAUAAUCAAGGAAAUCCUAAAAACUUAGCAUCCCUUGUUCCACAUGGAUGUUAUAUUCGAGAUGGUGUCGUUUAUGAUAGAAAUCAAUGCCCUUUGAAACAAGGUGCAUUUAAACCUGAUGGUAGUUAUAUUAGGGAUGGUCUUAUAUAUGGAUGGGGUGGACGAUUGCUGAAUAUUGGUACUGAAUUACCUAGUAAAAGUUAUGUUAAAGAAGGUAGAAUUUAUGGUAAAGAUAAUCAACCUUUGGAUCAUAGUUCAUUUGGUACUGAUGGAGGAUACAUUGCCAAUGGCUAUAUUUAUGGAAAAGACAAACAAUUGCUUGGUCAUGGAUUAUUUGGAAACGACGGAAGUUGUAUAAAAAAUGGAUUGUUAUAUGGUCCAAGUGGAAAACCGCUAAAUCGAAAAGAGGCAGUACUUUAUAUUUCACUAGUUCGUUACGGUUUGGUGUACGGUAAUGAUGGUAAACCAUUACAGUCUGGUAAUUUUGAUAACGUUGGUAGCGUUGUCAAAAAUGGAAGAAUUUAUGAUCAUACAGGUCAACCCUUCAAUCAAUCUUUCUAUAAAUACGAUAAAAGCUUUAUUAAAGAUGGUCUCAUUUAUGGAAGUAAUGGGAAACCAAUGUCUCAAGGUGUUUUACCACCAGAAACUAGUUUUAUUAGAAAUGGAAAAAUUUAUGAUUCUAAUGGGCAACCCUUAACACAAGAAGCAUUUGGACCUGAAGGUGUGAAAGUAGUAAAUGGAAUUGUAGUAGACCGGAAGACUGGAAAACCUUUAGAACGAGCAAAUUUUGACGAUGAAAUCAACAUUGUUAAAGAUGGAGUCGUUUGUGACCCCACGGGAAAACCCCUUGAUAAAUACUUCACAGUUAUUACUGUCACGAUAGUUCGUAAUGGAUUGCUCUGCGAUAAAGAUGGAAAACCAGUUAAACAAGCACCAUUCGGAAAUGACGGAAGUUACAUUCAGGAUGGAAAAAUUCACGAUAAAUUUGGUAAAUUAAUGAAUCAAGAAAUUUUCGGAGAAGAAGGAGCAUCUCUCAAGGACGGUGUUAUUCUUAGCAGUAGUGGACAACCUUUAGACAGCGACACUAUUUUAAAAGAAAUCCGAGAUACGACAAAAUUAACCUCUUUAAAAAUGAAGAAAGCUUUAGCUUCAAGCACUACUCCAACAAUAGUGAAAACCACAACCAAACAAUCAGUAGUAAAGGAUCAAGAAGGUGUGACACAAAACAUAGAAGAAAAAGUUGAAGACCUUACACCUGGAGGCACAGGCCAAGUAACAGUUUCUACACAAAUUAACAAGGCAGAGGCACCGGAUGAUGGUAGAGCUCCAUAUAUGACAGCAACUGCUGUUACCACCCGCACCGCUACAAUGCACGAAGACCUUGAAAAAAAUCAAAAAACCAGCCAGGUAGAAGAAAAGACUGUAGCACAUACAACAGCCACCAGUGCAACAAGACAGGAACAGAGAGUAGUAACUCAAGAAGUUCGAACAACAAGUCAUGUAUUGUCUGGUGAACAGCUGUUCUUACGAAGACUCAGUACAUCCAGUUCAAGCAGUGAUGAUUCAGGUACUCCAAUUGACCUUGAAGAUGAUCAGCAGGCUUUCUACAAUCAAUACUAUCAGGGUGAUCCAGCUGGUGUAGUUGAAACUGAAACACAUGUUUACAAAGGAGAACCAGAGAAGAACGUAACAACAACUACUACGGUACCGAUAGUAGCAACUGAAACUAGGACAGUAGCUGUUGAGAGUGAAGAUGGUAUGUACAGUGCAACUGGAGAAAUUGUCAGUUCUCAGACAAUAUCCAGUAAAACUCGUACUGUUGAAACGAUAACGUACAAAACUGAAAGAGAUGGAGUUGUAGAAACGCGCGUAGAACAGAAAAUAACAAUACAAUCAGACGGUGAUCCAAUUGAUCAUGACCGAGCUUUGGCAGAAGCAAUUCAAGAGGCAACUGCUAUGAAUCCCGACAUGACGGUAGAAAAAAUAGAAAUUCAACAACAAACAGCACAGUAAUUUGUUACAAAUGUAAAAUCCCUUUUGUAAGAAAUA